AUGUCGAAGGCAGCCUCCACCAAUGUUGCCCAGCCAAAGCUACAAUACAAAGUGUUUAUAAGCUUUCGGGGAGAGGAGCUCCGAUAUAGCUUCAUUAGUUAUCUAAUCAACUCUUUGAAAGCCGAAGGAAUCGAUCCUUACAUCGACAAUGAGGAGACAUUGGGUGAAGAUUUGAGUGUAUUUUUCAAGAGGAUCAAGGAGUCGAGCAUUGCGAUCGCUGUCAUCUCAAGCUUAUACUCGAACUCAAGAUGGUGUUUAAAUGAGUUGGCAGAGAUCAAAGAAUGUGUAGCUAAAGGAACACUGGUAGUAUUUCCAGUGUUCUACAAGGUCCCUGUUGACACAGUUAGGAGACAGACAUCAACAUUUGGUGAGAAUUUGAAUCUAUUAGUGGGAACAGAUGAUACCAAUGGUACGAAAUGGAGAACGGCCCUAACGUAUAUCACAACGAAGAAAGGCGUUAGUGUGCAUAAAAAGAGCGAUGAGGUCCAGGUGAUCAAUGAAAUUGUGCGUAACGUCAAGAAAAGGCUAGAAGAAAUCUCAAAGGAUCAAGGAACUAAGAAUCAAAUAGAAAAAUUUACUGGAAUGUCCAAAGGAAACUUAGUAGGAGAUGCGCCUAUUAGUUCUUCUUCCUCAAAAGUGUCUCCCUUCUUUGGGAUCAAAAAACGCCUAAAGCAGUUGGAAGAGAAGUUGGAUUUUGAAUCAGACGAGGUCACUCGAGUUAUUGGAGUUGUUGGGAUGCCUGGAAUAGGUAAAACCACUCUUGCCAAGAAAUUGAUGGAAGAUUGGGGAUACAUGUUCUUGCAUACGAUGUUCCUAGAUGAUAUCCGUGCCAAGGCAAGAUCUCUUGGAAUCCACAGGUUGGAGGAGGACCUCCUAUACGGUUUAAUGAGGAGCAAGCAUGAUGGAAAGGAAAUAAGAUAUGCAGAGUUUACACUUGAAUCGUUGAAGGCUGAGCUAAGAGAAAGCAAAGUGUUAAUUGUUCUUGACGAUGUGAAUGAAAAGAGUCAGAUAGAUAUGAUUCUUGGUGGACGAAAAUGGUUAAGAGAAGGAAGCAGAGUUGUCAUCACGACGAGUAGCAAGUCCGCAAUCACAGGAAUGGUGGAUGAAACUUAUCUAGUGCCGGGCCUGAGCGACGAGGAUGGGUUUAAAUACUUUGAAAAACACGCAUUCACGACCGGUGCUUGCGAGCCAAGGUUCAUGAGACUUGCAAGAGAGUUUGUGGAUUACACUAGGGGACAUCCAUUAGCUCUUAAAGUACUUGGUGGUGAGCUUCUUACAAAGGACGAGGAGUACUGGGAAUCAAAGCUUGGGGAGCUUGCGAAAAGCCCGAUUAGCAACACAAUUCAUAAUGUGUUGAGAAGUUCUUAUGAUGAUCUUAGCAAACACCAUAAGGAUUUGUUCCUUGAUGUGGCAUGUUUCUUCAGGUCCGAAGAGGAGUAUCAUGUGAGCUGUUUGCUGGAUUCAUCGGUGCAAGACAAUGUGAGUGAACUAAGACAUCUUGCGGACAAGUUCUUAAUAAACAUUUGUGGCGGUCGACUAGAGGUGAAUGAUCUGAUGUACACGUUCGCAAUGGGACUAGAGUCUCAGUCAUUCUCUGAAAAUUCAGCUAGUGGGCGUAGGUUGUUUAACCAUGGCGAGAUCAUUGCUAUUCUCCUAAACAAAGCAAAAGCAACUAAGGUCAGAGGAAUUUUUCUUGAUAUGUCUGAGGUACCAAGGAAAAUGAGUCUAGGUAGUGACACAUUCAAAUAUAUGGGAGAUCUCAGAUAUUUGAAAAUUUUCAACUCAAGUUUUCCAAAAGAAGGCGAAGCCACAUGCAACUUGUACUUCCGCGACGGGCUUAAGUUCCAGUUGGAGGAGAUUCGGUAUCUUCACUGGCUGAAAUUUCCACUCAAGAAACUACCAGAACAUUUUAACCCGGAGAAUCUUAUAGACCUCAACCUGCCUUACAGUCGUAUUGAGCAAGUUUGGGAUGGAGAGAAGGCUCGAAAGCUUGAAAGUAUAAACCUUGAAAGCUGCACAGAGUUGAAGACAGUUCAUGAAGAGCUACAAAACAUGGAAAGUCUCAUAUUCUUGAACCUAAGAGGAUGCACGAGCCUCAAGUCCCUUCCACAUAUAAAGUUGAUCUCUCUGAAAACACUCAUCCUCAGUAGCUGUUCAAGUCUUGAGGAGUUCAAUCUAGUUCCAGAAAAUCUGGAAGAGUUGUACUUAGAUGGCACCUCUAUAAAGGGUCUUCCCUCAACGAUUGGGAAUCUCCAGAAACUAGUCUUGUUGAUGUUGAAAGAUUGUAAAAGAUUGACGGGUCUCCCAGAUUCUAUCGAGAAUCUAAAAGCUCUUCAAAAGCUAGUACUCUCAGGUUGUAAAAGCUUUGCGACCAUUCCAAAUAUAAAAAAGAACAUGAAGCAUUUAAAGACUUUGCUACUCGAUGGGACGGCCAUAAAGGAUAUGCCACGUCUCUUGAAGCGCUUCGAUGUUAAUCAAGGCGACGGGAAAUCGGCCAAUUCAUACUUCAACAGAGGGCCGCGAAACAACUUCGGAAGCUUGCCAGACAACAUCAGAUAUCUCUACAAUCUCAAAUGGCUUGACCUCAAGUAUUGCGAGCAGCUCGUGUCCCUUCCAGUGCUUCCACCGAACCUUCACUGGUUAGACGCACACGGCUGCAUUUCACUUGAAAAUAUUGGGAGCCAGUUAGCUCUUAUCUUAGCAGAAACAGAGCAUCCACACUCCACAUUUACUUUCACUAACUGUACCAAACUUGAUCAAGUUGCCAAGAAUGGUAUCGUAUCUUAUGUUCGGAGGAAGAUUCAAUCAAUGUCAGAUGCAAUAGCCCACCAAGAAAAGGGUUCGAAACUUGAUGUGUUGAUUGGAGUCUGCUAUCCUAGUUGGCAGUUACCUGUAUGGUUCAAUCACCGAACGGUUGGGUCAAAAUUGAAGCAAAAUCUGCCUAGGCAUUGGAAUGAAGAUGGUCUUACCGGUAUAUCUCUUUGUGCUGUUGUCUCUUUUAAAGACUACCAAGCUACGAACAACCGCAUCUUGGUUAGAUGCACCACGGAGUUCAAGGAGAAAGACGAGCCUUUCAUUCAGUUUAGUUGCAUCCUUGGUGGUUGGACUGAACAUGGCAGCGAUAGACCUCGAGAGAUCAUUGAAUCUUCCGGUCAUGUGUUUAUCGGAUACACCAGUUUGUUGCACAUAAAAAAAUGGGACAUAGAAGAACUAUUUGCUGCUACAGUGGCUUCUUUUGAAUUCGAAGUGACUGACGGGACAAACCAGAUCACAAACUGUGAGGUGGUUAAGUGUGGCUUUACUCUUAUCUAUGCACCCACUAAACCUAUUCAUCCCUUUUGUACCGAGAAAAGCUCUGACCGUGGUGAGACGAUGUGUGGUUCAACUACGGAGAGUAGAGUCAACAUCAACAAUGAAGAAAGUCAUUUCCAGAUCCUAAGUGGUGAAGCCUCUUCCUCCUCGGUGAUGGUCAGCGAGAUCACAGAGAAGAUACAGCCUUUCAAAGCUACAAGAAACGUAAAAGACAUCAAGUAUAGAGAUAAAACUGUUGCAGCUUCGUCAAAAGGCGACAGUGGAAUUCCUUUGGAGGUUAGCUUUGAUGUUACUACAACGAAUAACAACGGUGGAUUCAUGUCACCGAUGAGCUCAGGAGGAGGGGAAGUUAUUGAUGAGGAAUCUCCAAAGAUUGAUGAGACCAAUCCAGGAGUUGAAACAAGGUCCUGUGAAUCUCCGGAAGAUACAGAGAAAUCUGGUAAUGAACAGAACACACGUAAUGGGGCAAACAACCUAUGUGAGCGGAUGGAGAAACCUAUACGGCUUAUUUGUCUUGUGGUCACUAUUUGUGCUGUUUCAGCAUUUUUGUUGGGCAAGGACAACAAAAAGAGAUGA
Molecule: messenger RNA, 3888 nt
Organism: Raphanus sativus (radish)
Lineage: Eukaryota; Viridiplantae; Streptophyta; Magnoliopsida; Brassicales; Brassicaceae
Product: disease resistance protein RPS4B-like
Exons: 6
Coding region: 1-3888 (1295 amino acids)
Biological process (GO): signal transduction; defense response
Molecular function (GO): ADP binding
Source: RefSeq, a predicted model, not a curated record